Messenger RNA from Seriola aureovittata, 3966 nucleotides. RefSeq names its product RAS p21 protein activator 3 (gene rasa3). The record is from RefSeq and is a predicted model, not a curated record. NCBI's taxonomy places the organism in Eukaryota, Metazoa, Chordata, Actinopteri, Carangiformes, Carangidae. Gene Ontology annotation, molecular function: GTPase activator activity. The transcript is spliced from 23 exons. The coding region runs from base 235 to 2868 and encodes 877 amino acids. Gene Ontology annotation, biological process: intracellular signal transduction; regulation of GTPase activity; negative regulation of Ras protein signal transduction.
ACCUCCGCUGGCGCUGCUGCUGCUGCUGCUGCUGCUGCGGGAUUGAAGCCGAGGCUGCUUGCUUGUUCUCAACCAGUCAGCAGCGGCAGUGGUCGGGUCGGAGUAUGAUCGCUGUGCGAGGCGCAUAGAUGUGCAAAACCCCUGGAAUAUCCGUGCGCUGGAGAGGCCAGAACCGACCACCGUGGAGGACUGUCUUCAUUUAGUCGUCAAAAGGGAAAGAGCCACGGUGAAAGCAUGGCGGUAGAAGAGGAAGGUCUCCGGGUUUUCCAGAGCGUUAAAAUAAAAAUAGGAGAAGCAAAAAACAUCCCUCCAUACCCGGGGCCAAACAGGAUGAGGGACUGUUACUGCACUGUCAACCUGGACCAAGAGGAGGUCUUCAGGACCAAGAUCGUCGAGAAGUCACUUUGUCCGUUCUACGGGGAGGACUUCUACUGUGAGAUCCCACGAAGCUUCAGACACCUCUCCUUCUACAUCUUCGACAGGGACGUGUUCAGGAGGGACUCCAGCAUCGGCAAGGUUGCAGUGAAGAAAGAGGACCUGCAGAAAUAUCUCGGCAAAGACACCUGGUUCCAGAUACAACCUGUCAGUGCUGACUCAGAGGUUCAGGGGAAAGUGCACCUGGAGCUGCGUCUGAGUGAAGUCAUCACAGACAGCGGAGUCAUCAUCCAUAAACUAGCCACACGAGUGCUGGAGUGCCAAGGUCUUCCAAUUGUCAACGGCCAAUGUGAUCCCUAUGCUGCUGUCUCCUUAUUAGGACCUUCAAGGUCAGAUGCCAAAAAGACCAAGGUGAAGAGGAAAACCAACAAUCCACAGUUUGAGGAGGUUUUCUAUUUUGAGGUGACGCGGCCAUUAAGUUACACCAGGCGCCAGUUUGAUGUUGAAGAAGAGGACGUUGACAAGCUGGCGCUCAGGGUGGAUCUGUGGAACGCCAGCAACCUGAAGUUCGGCGACGAGUUCCUGGGAGGUGUGCGGGUUCCUCUGCGGGUCCUGGGUCAGUUUGGGGUCCACGAUGCAUGGUACUUUCUCCAGCCGAGGGAGAAUGGAGGGAAGUCAGUGAAGGUAGAAGAGCUUGGCUCUCUACGUUUGAACAUCGUUUACACUGAGGACCACGUCUUCCCCUCCGAACAUUACACUCCCCUCAGAGAUCUACUGCUGUACUCUGCUAACGUAGAGGUACUGUAUGUUCAUAUGAAUGUGUCAAUGCUCUGCUCAGACUCAUCGUAUUUAUGUGUCCUGCAGCAUCUUGACCUGCUUCAUCGUCACUGUUUGAAUGCUACUUCUAUACUCCUCGUCCUCUCUGUUCAGCCUGUGUCUGCAUCCACGGCUAAUAUCUUGGGGGAGGUGUGUCGAGAGAAACAGGAAGCCGCCAUUCCCCUUGUGCGUCUCUUUCUUCACUACGGCAAGAUCGUGCCUUUCAUCAGCGCCAUCGCUCAUGCGGAAGUCAACCGCACACAGGAUCCAAACACCAUUUUCCGGGGAAAUUCCCUGACUUCCAAGUGCAUCGAUGAGACCAUGAAGCUAGCAGGAAUGCACUAUCUGCAGGUCACACUCAAACCAAUCAUAGAUGAGAUCUGCACAGAACACAAAUCCUGUGAAAUCGACCCAGUCAAACUGAAAGAGUCAGAGAACCUGGACACAAACAGAGAAAACCUUCGUCAGUAUGUAGACCGUAUCUUCAACGUUAUCACCACCUCUGGCGUUCGCUGUCCGACCGUCAUGUGUGAUAUCUUCUUCUCUCUGAGAGAGUCUGCUGCCACCCGUUUCCAAGUUGACCAAGACGUCCGAUACACAGCAGUGAGCAGUUUCAUCUUCCUGCGUUUCUUUGCUCCAGCCAUCCUCUCCCCCAACUUGUUCCAUCUACGGCCGCACCAUCCAGAUCCUGCCACCUCACGAACCCUGACCCUCAUCUCCAAGACGAUCCAGACCCUGGGAAGUCUCGCAAAGUCUAAAUCUGCCAAUUUCAAAGAGUCGUACAUGGCUGCAUUUUAUGACUACUUCAAUGAGCAGAAAUACGCCGACGCUGUGAAGAAUUUCCUAGACCUGAUCUCCACGUCUGGCAAAUGGGAUCAGAAGAGUAUUGAAACACCAAUCAUGCUCAAAGAGGGAUUUAUGAUAAAGAGAGCACAGGGGAGAAACCGGUUUGGAAUGAAGAACUUCAAAAAGAGAUGGUUUCGCCUCACCAACCAUGAGUUUACCUACCACAAAACAAAAGGAGAGGGAGCUCUGUGCAGCAUUCCCAUAGAGAACAUCCUGGCUGUAGAGAGGCUGGAGGAGGAGUCUUUCAAGAUGAAAAAUAUGUUCCAGGUUAUUCAGCCAGAGCGGGCACUCUACAUCCAGGCCAACAACUGUGUCGAGGCGCGCGACUGGAUCGACAUCCUGACCAAAGUCAGCCAGUGCAACCGCAAACGCCUGAGCACCUACCAUCCCUCAGCCUACCUCAACGGCCACUGGCUCUGCUGCAAGUUCUCAGCAGACACAGCCCCUGGGUGUACGCCCUGCACCGGCGGCCUCCCAGCAAACAUUCAGCUGGACGUAGACGGAGACAGAGAAACUCAGAGGAUAUACUCCCUGUACAUCACGUACAUGACCAAACUGAUCAAGAUGCAAGAGGCCUGUGGCAGUAAGUCUGUGUAUGACGGGCCUGAACAGGAGGAGUACUCCACCUUUGUCAUCGAUGACCCCCAGGAGACCUACAAAACCCUGAAGCAGAUCGUCUCAGCUGUGGACACCUUGGAGCAGCAGCACACCAAGUACAAACGGGACAAGUUCAGGAAUACAAAGAUAGGCAGCCAGGAGAAUCCGAUUGGAGACAAGAGUUUUCAGUGUUACAUCCGCCAGCAGUCUGAGAGCUCCACCUACUCGAUCUAGCCUUGGCCCAGUAUACUGUUUCUAUGAUGCUCAGAACCAGCAUAUUUUUCUAUACUGCAAAAAAAAAAAUCCAUCUUAACUUUGCUCUGAAUCUAGCAUUGGGUUUUAAAUCUUUCUUCGUGUUUCCAAUGCAGUGUAUCCAUGCUUGAAGGAACAUUUCUCUUUUGUUAUGACAUUUCUGGAAGAAGAUGAUGCUGAUUUGGAAACAAGUAUCAUCCGUUAUACUGAUUUGUUCGAUUGUAAGAAAAUAACAAUUUUAAGGCUCACUGCCAGACUGAAUGAGCUGUGCAGAUGGACUUUUUUUGCUGCAGUGUCUUAAGGUGCAUCGCUCCAGAUUCGGAGAAACAGACCUCAGAUCUGCGAGCAUGGGGGGGCAGUUGUGGAGGGAAGGAGGGAUACGGAAGAUGAAGAUAAUCACACCAUACAUCUAUUUGGAUCUCCUUUCUAUGAUGUGAUGAGAGAACAAACGUUUUCACUGGACAGUUUUGACAGUGACCGACACGCACUUUAAUCAUCUUCAAAUCUAUGGAUGAACAAGCCUCGCAGCACACUUUCAAAUCCUUAUUCUAUUUGAUUUGCAUUUUGGUUAUUGAUAUUUGAUUUGCUUUUGGUUAUUUUAAAGGUUGUUGAAAUGUUCCAUUGUAUUUCACAUCUGACAGACCAAACUCUUGAAGGAAAUGAGGACUGUAAUUCCCCCCCCCCCCCCCCCCCCCCCCUUUGGUUGGUGAUGUCCUUGUGUACCUGCUAUUAGUUUUGUCCCCAACUUCCUCAGGAAGGCUGUGAAGGUCAAGGGAACACAAGAAGGGAUUGUCAGGGCCAAGCAAGGCCCAGAGACAAUUUUAAUCUCAUUUUUCAUUUUUACCAACACUGUGCAAACAGAUAUUAUAUAUGUUAUAAAUCAUGCCCUUUGUAACAGUACGUGGGUUAAAGGAAUAGCUUGGUUUUGGAUAGCUUUUCUGUUGUAUUUUAUUGCUUACAAUCAGUUUACAUUACAUUUCAUUAUAUUUAGUCAGAUAAGCCCAUGGAUGCCUUUUAUUAUUUGUAUGGAUGUAUGCUGUUUGAAGGUACUGUAUAUUAAAAAGUUUGCUGAUGACUGAG